Mollisia scopiformis is the source of this 1213-nucleotide messenger RNA. RefSeq lists its product as uncharacterized. Bases 123 to 968 code for a protein of 281 amino acids. NCBI's taxonomy places the organism in Eukaryota, Fungi, Ascomycota, Leotiomycetes, Helotiales, Mollisiaceae. The transcript has a single exon. The record is from RefSeq and is a predicted model, not a curated record.
GAAUUUCGACACGCGACGGAAAGAGGCAUUUAAGCGAGCACAGGAAAGAAACCCCUUCCCGAGACUACUUGCUGCUUCCAAACCCUUUCAGGAGACAAUCUCAUUCGAAUCUCACAAUCGAAAUGUCACACGUUCGGUCCUCACUGCUUCAGAUCUCACAAGUUCAAGCGAAUCAAUCUCCAUUGCUACCAACUUCCAAACGAGCGUGUCCUUUCACCAACCUCAACCUCCACCCAGCUCAUCAAAUCAAAAACAUCACGAUGAAAAAGCAAAACUUCUCCUCCGCGCUUUCAUACCAAGCCCUGCUCACAAGCUACAAUACCAAGCUACUCCUGACUGCUUUGAUGAAGUCGUCGAGAAGCCUAGGACUGAGAUGGAGACUCCUAGUCGGUGGUAUAGGCAGUUGCUGCAUCGGCGUCGGCUCUCUUGUCCGUCGUGUAGGCAGUGGCAGCGUCUGCGUCGGCUCUCUUGUCGGUGGUGUAGGCCGUUGCGGCAUCGGCGUCAGCUCUCUUGUCCGUCGUAUAAGCUGUAGCAGCGUCUGCGUCGGCUCUCUUGUCGGUGGUAUAAGCAGUAGCUGCAUCAGCAUCAGCUCUUUUGUCGGUGGUAUAAGCUGUGGCGGCAUCGGCAUCAGCUCUCUUGUCUGUAGUAUAAGCAGUUGCUGCGUCAGCAUCUGCUCUCUUCUUCUUGUCUGUGGUAUAGGCUGUAGCAGCGUCCGCAUCAGCUCUCUUGUCUGUAGUAUAAGCGGUGGCCGCAUCUGCAUCUGCUGGGCUACGUUUUCCAAUGCCUGUGGUAUCAGAGUCAAUAUUAUGACCAAGAGGUUUUACGAAAUCCUUCACUUGAAUAGAAAUGAAGGCGGCUUUGAUUUGAUACGUACUAGCAGGAAUGGCAGCUGCCAGAGCAAGAGCCAAGAAAGCAGGCAAGAGGAUCAAGGAUUGACGCAUAUUGGACUAAGUUUUUGGUUGGCUUGAGAUGGCGAGUGUGGAGGUCCUUGUGAGUGUUUCUUUGACGGUUCAAUGAGUGUGGCCUGUUUUCAACUUGGGAUUUUAAUUUAUCUUAACAUAAGUGGUUUCAUGGCUUGGGCGACCACUAUGUCGUGCUUCAGAGCUUGAAUGACAAUACCUGCAUUGGAACGGACCGUUUGAAGCAAGUUAGGCUAUGUGUCAUGGAUGCUACAUGCACAACGACUUGAAGUCGUGCAUGUCCUCGAGUCCUU